AUGAGAUCAAAGUUUCGAGUACAUCCUGGAGUCAUUCGUUUAGAGCUCACUCUUCCCGCGGCAGUUCAAAUGAACUCAUUCUGCGUGGACGAGCUAGUAUUGUCUUUCGAUGAACUUCAGCCUUUUUCUGACGUUCUGCAGGACGAAACGCAGCUUCCUAGAUUGCUUAAGUUGUACAAGAAUCUUGAUAAACACAACGAUGCCAGCUUCAUACGACAUGUCCUAGUGCUUGUUUCUUGUAUGGAAAAGUGCCUUCAAGCCGAUCCACCACUUGUGAAGAAGCUACAAAAUUGUCUUGUUGAGUUCACAUCGCUUAUCGAAAACACGAAAGAGACGACUUCGAAGAAUUAUUAUGAAAUAGCAGUUGGGAUUUUAUUUAAAUACAGUAGCGCUCUGCUUCUCAUACAGGAGGAGACUGAUUCCGAGCUUGGACUUUUUCUGGAUGCUGUAGCCUACCAUUAUCUUUGUUCUGCUUCGUCGACAGACCCAAACAUAUCUGCAUGGAUUGCUUUACAAGCUCUUGAAGCAGGCGCAGCAAUCACAUACAGUUACGUCGUUGAGAAGAAAAACAUUGAGCUGUGCGAACGAGAUGACUUGGCAGAAUUUUGCGUCGACAGUUUAAUACCGUCAGAUGGUCGGAUUCACCGACUACACGCUGGAGUAUUUCGAGAUGUUAUUUCAACAGCUCCUACUAUUUGGCCAGCAAUCACUGUCAAGCGGGUACAAGAGUUGUUUGAAAGACUUACUCCUGUACUUCAUAAACCUGAUGUUCUACGAAUAAUUUUGUGGAUGAUUGGACAUGACAGUACAUUUGAGAACCUGUCGUUGUUCGAUCCCAUGUUCUCAAAAUCACCGCUCAAAGAAAGCAAUGAUCCAGAUUCUUCCAAUCUGACAGCAAUAGAUGUGAAGUGUUUCCUAUUCACGCUUUCUCUUUGGAGUGAUUCUGUAGCUGAUCCGGCCCUAGUGCCUGCGCGUCUUCGAAUUAGGGCAGACCAUUUCAAUUGCUGGAAAGCAGUGUGCCAACUCUUGGACAGCGAUUCUAACAGUGAAACAGCAAAGUCACUUCUUCUGCAAUCCAGAAUCAUGGACUCGGUGAGGUUGCGUCAUCGUGUUGUUGAUUUGAGAAGACUGUUCGAAAUGUUCCGUUGGCUGGAAGCAAAUGCAAGGAAUGACCUUUGGUUGACACUUUAUGCAACGAACAUAAGCGAAAUUAUAACUGGAGUCCACUCGCAUCGAAGGAAAUGCGAUGACCUCUUUCCCUAUGGAACUGAAACUGAUGUAGAUCUUUCCGUUGAUGAAGUCGAUCGAAUCCAAGAACAUGUAUCGAGGUACCUGGCUUCUCAGUUCCUGAGCAAAAAUGAGUUUUCCUACGCGGAGCAGCUGCUCAUCUACGCAAACUCACUUGAAUGUAAAACAUUAUUGAUAAAGGUAUACGAUAAAUGGCUUAAUGAGGGCACUCUUGAAGAACCCAAGCGCGGUCAACUUUUAAAACGGAUACGCGACUUAGAGACGGAGUGUUCCAAUUCCAUUUUACAUGGACGGUCAACAUCGACUAACUCGGUCGCUUCAAUUCUAUCAGCUGGUGAUAAUGCCGCUUCUACUACACAAUCAACAAGUCAUAAAAUUCUUGUGGAUGCUUGCACGAAUACACCGAUCCGUGGUGAUACUUCGAUGCUAUCUCGUGGUGACGAUGCUUCAUUUUUCUCCGUGAGAAGUGAUAGAAUAAGUGCAACAGAGGAGUCUUUUGAAAGUGCAAUCGCUAGCCCACUUGGGCCGAAUGUAUCAUCGAAGUCGAAUGUUUCGUCGCCGCCUCGUUCUGUUCAACCAACAUCUCCUUUGGCUUGUGGAGGUGCUGACAUGGUACACGUUAAGGGAAACACCAUUAAGGAAGAGAAACCGUUGGUGACUUCUCAUUCAACAUCAACUAAUGGGGUGAUAGUAGUAACAGAGAAAUCUGACGAUGGUGUUCUUCCAGAAGACCUUAGUCACCCACCGCUGACACCUUCAAAGUCUGGGAUCACGAAGAGCCCAGGAGUCAUUAUCAAGAAUUCGAAUGCGCCUAUGAUGACAGGUUCUCCUGUGCCCAUAGUGGUUACGAAAUCACCGUUUGGACCACCAGUGAUCAACAAAGAAGUAGCCGCUUCUUUUUGGAAGAGUGGAAAGUCUAGCGGUGCUUCCCUACUCGGAUUGUUUAACAAAUCCGGAUCGAAUGUUCAGCCAGGAAUUACACCUAAUACUUCCACAGUGGGAGUGCCUGGGGUUAUUGGAACGGUCCCCCCUACUGUGUUGCUGCCUAAGACACAAUCUCCUCCUGUAUUCUCUAGCAGCAACUCUACAAUCAUACAAUCUAAAUCUGGUGGAAACUUGGAAAUGACGAGUGCUGCAUCGACAAGUGUGUUUGGCGGAUCUGCACAGACGCUUCAUAUUCCUUCAAGUAGUGCAAGUACAAGUGGACCGUCGUUUCUAAAUAGUGUCUCUGCUCCAAAUCUCUUACCCAGACAACCUCCAAUCAUGCCUAAUUCAUUAACUCCGCAAGAAUUUGGAUUGAAUGAGCCUUUCUCCAAGCCAGGAAUUAUGCCCCAGAUGAAACCCCAAUACGAGUUUAGAAACUCUCUAUCAUCGCCUAUCACUGCUAAUGGUCUAACUGACAAUCAGGACGAAGAUGAGCAAUUUUGCAAUAAUCUUUUAAUUGAAAUGUCUCGGAAGAAACUAGAGAGUUGUGGGAAGAAAUCAAUCGCAAAAGAGGUCAGCCUCGACGAUAUGAGUGUGCUGCAACGACGGAUUUCUGAAAUUGAAAAACAGAUGCGAGGCGUGCGAAGCCAGCUACAUGUUAACACAGACAUGGCACCCAUACCUUCAAGUGCAGCACCGAGAUCGGCGCCUACUCAAGCGGAGCUGCUUCGACGACGUCAAAAACAGGAUCUACUGGAGCUCGAGCAGCAAGUUGCACAAUACGUUAGCCCUGCUGAUGUUCAAGGAGCUCCAUCUGCUGGCUCGGGUGACAACUCUUCGACAUGUGCUGAUCCUAUGAAUCUGUUUCGUGGACUUCUUAUGUCGAGUAAUGCGGCCGAUUCACAAAUUGCUUCGAAACAAAGCAAUUUACCUUCCAGCUACAAGAGUGGUUCUCAAGAAAGCACACCAAUUCGUCUGUCCAAGCCGAAUCCCCUAGAAAAUCCGCUACUAAGAAUGGAACAAAUGGCUCGUCAUCCUGGGUGCAACGGUGUUUGUCUUGGAUGUAUGGAUGAUGACUCUCAAGAUCGAGCUUUGCGUGAAUUAACUAGAUUAUCAGAAGAAUGGAAUGCCGAUACUGAUUCCGAGACUGAUUAG
Molecule: messenger RNA, 3327 nt
Organism: Necator americanus (New World hookworm)
Lineage: Eukaryota; Metazoa; Nematoda; Chromadorea; Rhabditida; Ancylostomatidae
Exons: 24
Coding region: 1-3327 (1108 amino acids)
Source: RefSeq, a predicted model, not a curated record